Nymphaea colorata (pocket water lily) is the source of this 1467-nucleotide messenger RNA. Its product is annotated as glucan endo-1,3-beta-glucosidase 8-like. Gene Ontology annotation, biological process: carbohydrate metabolic process. NCBI's taxonomy places the organism in Eukaryota, Viridiplantae, Streptophyta, Magnoliopsida, Nymphaeales, Nymphaeaceae. The record is from RefSeq and is a predicted model, not a curated record. Gene Ontology annotation, cellular component: plasma membrane. Gene Ontology annotation, molecular function: hydrolase activity, hydrolyzing O-glycosyl compounds. The coding region runs from base 1 to 1467 and encodes 488 amino acids. The transcript is spliced from 3 exons.
AUGGCAAUCCUUCGGUUUCCCGCUGUCUAUUUCUGGUUAGUUACUUCGACGAUGGCGUUCGUGUCCGUCAACGGAUUGGGCGUCAAUUGGGGAACUCAGGCAACCCAUCCCCUCCCUCCGACGACCGUAGCGCAGCUGCUGCAGGACAACGGGAUCACGAAGGUGAAGCUCUUCGACUCCGACCAUGGAACGUUGAGUGCGAUCUCCGGGACGGGCAUCGAGGUAAUGGUGGCGAUCCCCAACGGAAUGCUCGCCACCGUCGCCGGAGACUAUGACACAGCCAAGCAGUGGGUGGAGCAGCACGUCAAACGCUACCUCUUCAAUGGCGGAGUUAACAUCAAAUACGUGGCAGUGGGCAAUGAACCCUUUCUCACAGCUUACAACCACACUUUCGAUAAUGUUACUUUCCCGGCCCUUAAAAACAUCCAAAACUCUCUGAUCGAAGCCGGUCUCGGAGGCACGAUCAAGGCCACCGUGCCUUUCAAUGCUGCUGUCUAUGGAUCUCAAUUCCCAUCGGACGGAAAAUUUCGCCCAGACAUCCACAGUGUCAUGGUAGAAAUCGCUCAGUUUCUUAACAGCAGCGGUGCACCAUUCACCAUUAACAUCUACCCCUUCAUUAGUUUGUACCAAGAUCCAUACUUCCCUGCUGACUUUGCAUUUUUUGAUGGCAAUGGUAGCACACUCUUUGAUCGCGCGGCCGGGAUUAAUUACACUAAUGUGUUUGAUGCCAAUUUUGAUACUUUGGUUUCGGCUCUCAAGGACGCCGGCGUUCCGGAUCUGCCCAUAAUCGUCGGAGAAAUCGGCUGGCCUACUGAUGGACACAAGAGUGCCAACGUAGCCAAUGCCAAAAGGUUUUAUGAUGGUCUGCUUAUGAAGUUGGCCGGUGGCGUAGGCACUCCUCUACGGCCGGGACAGAUUGAGGCCUACCUGUUCAGCCUGCUCGACGAGGACGCAAAGAGCACGGAACCAGGAAACUUUGAGCGGCACUGGGGAAUUUUCGCUUAUGAUGGCCGGCCGAAAUUCGCAAUGGAUCUUUCCGGCAAGGACCCGGCCAAGCAGUUAGUGCCGGCCAAGAAUGUGGAGUACCUGCCUCAGAAAUGGUGUGUGCUUAAUCCAAAUGCUAACAACCCCUUUGCUCUGGGCAAGAAUGUCGAAUAUGCUUGUACGAAUGCUGAUUGCACUCCCCUUGGUUAUGGCUCUUCAUGUGGUAACCUGGAUGUUCAAGGGAACGCUUCAUAUGCCUUCAACAUCUAUUAUCAAACUCAGUCUCAGAAGGAAGGUGCCUGUAAUUUUGAAGGUCUCGCACUGGUGGUAACGCAGAAUGCUUCGCGGGACGGUUGUGUGUUUCCGAUCCAGAUGGAUAUCUCGAAAAUGACAGCCUCCCGGUCAUGGAUGACGACGCCAUCCAUGUCCAUGGCCGCUGCAAUGGUGCUUUUCAUGACAAUGUUUCUCCAGUUUUGUUUCUGA